AUGUCUAAUCAAAAGACUCGGAGGGCGACUUCAUCCCACGACUUGAUGGUCCUGCAUCGACUCGUCCCACAACAUCCUCGGAACCGUCCUCUGAGCAUCAUUGCCCGUGCAGUCGGUGGCAUCAAUGACUCGGAACAGCUUCGGCCAGUGCAUCCAUCCUCUUGGUGGUGGCCGCCACGAGGCAUGCCCAACGGUCUAUACCGCGAUGUCGUAGGACGGCGCAGCAGAUGCAUGGCGCUCUUCUACGCAGCGACAUUGAUGCAGUGGAUGUUUAUGCUUCUGCAGCUUUGUAUCUCUGCUGUCCUCACGGCACUUGGUUCCGUUGCUAUCAAAAACGGUACACCAAUCACUGUUCUCGGUGCUGUCAACACUAUCAGUGCUGGCAUCCUGGCCUUUAUUCACAACAGUGGUAUCCCCGAUCGCUACCGCAAGGACAUGGAAGAGCUCAGGGAAGUGGAAGAUCAUAUUAAAGAGCUUCUGGAUUCCGGCAUUGCCCCAGAGGGGCUGAAGGCGGAGCAAAUCAUCGCGGAAUGUUUCGAUUUGUUCCAAGAUGCCAAGGCCACUGUCACUGCCAAUCUACCAGACAGUUAUCGCCAGCGACAGACAACACCUGUGCGACGACAACCUCCAGCACCCAACUCAAACCCAAACCCUAGCGAGCCGAGCGGUGCAACUCCUGCGGUGUCUGGUGCAGAGAAGCCGUCGGAUACCAAGGCCAACACUUCCAACUGA
Cordyceps militaris CM01 is the source of this 732-nucleotide messenger RNA. Its product is annotated as C6 transcription factor, putative. The record is from RefSeq and is a predicted model, not a curated record. Lineage: Eukaryota; Fungi; Ascomycota; Sordariomycetes; Hypocreales; Cordycipitaceae. The transcript is spliced from 3 exons. Bases 1 to 732 code for a protein of 243 amino acids.